Messenger RNA from Ceraceosorus bombacis, 2344 nucleotides. NCBI's taxonomy places the organism in Eukaryota, Fungi, Basidiomycota, Exobasidiomycetes, Ceraceosorales, Ceraceosoraceae. The record is from the annotation of a GenBank genome assembly.
AUGUCGGCCCCUUCUCACGCUGCUCCAGACCGCGUGCCCACAUCAAUCUCUCGACCGCCUUCACGCUCCAUGAACAAAUCGCCAGUGCAUUCGGCCUCCUCCACUUCUCUAGCUCAUCGACCUCAACCUCCCGAUUCCUUGCAGCAACGUCUACGAAGCACUCAUCCCAUUCCCACUUCCUCGCCCAUCACUGUGGAUGUGCUCGCUACUCCUUCUCGAAGCAAUACACCUGUUCCAAGGAUAGCCAGCCCGGAUGACGCUCAUGUGGCAGUCGCUUCAUCGCUGGACAGCAUCGAUAGGAGCCACACGAGCUCUCCUUCGCCCGGACUGGCCGGCGGACCGAGCGUGGACAUUGGCAUCUACCCCGAUGAAGUGUACGAUGUGUACUUGGGACCUGUCAUUGGGCCCAUCAGAAGGAUUUUGAUCAGAAGCCUGAAGCGGGAGAGCAGAUGGCUAGCUUGGCAUCAAGUGAGUUGUGCAAUCAUACCAAGCAAUGCAGUAGGGGCGAGCGGCGUGUACAGUCUCAUGGAGCUCUCCACGCUCUGUGCUGCUUUGCGAACAGCCCUCCGUGGCUGACCUAGCCAUUUCGCUGCCUCGCUUGUCCGCAGACGAUUGUAAGGAGGCCAAAUCUGGACAGAUACUUUGUGUACACUUCGCUCCUCGGCACGCACUCCUUCUUUCUGAUCUUCUUGCCAAUGGCCUUUUGGCUCGGCAGUCCUAUGCUAGCUCGCGGACUGGUCAAUGUCCUUGCAUUCGGCGUCUACUUUUCCUCUGCCAUCAAGGAUCUCUUUUGCAUUCCUCGACCUUUUAGUCCGCCAUGCACCAGGUUGGUCAUCGGUACGACUCACCUGGAGUAUGGGUUUUUGUCCACGCACAGCACCAACGCUAUGGGGGUUGCAUUUUAUCUUUACCUCUGGCUUGGUGCCUUGAGAUCGCAAGCGCAGUCACCCGUCCUGGACAGCUGGUUCUGGGAGAUUCUGCUGGGAUACUAUGCAAUCAGCGUCGUCUACGGGAGGCUGUAUGCUGGCAUGCACAGUCUAAUGGGUGAGUAGUAGGUCUUGUCAGCAGAGAAGGAUAGGAAUGUCGACCUGUUCUAAAUGUCACGCUUCUCAUUUCCCGCACUCUCAUUCUAGAUUGCGUCGCAGGCUCGUUGCUAGGGGCAGGAAUCUCAUGGGUGCAGUGGCACUUUAUGGACGCGAUUGAGCGGUUUUACAUCCUGGAGGGCUGGACAGUCCCACUGGUGUCGAUCCCAGCAACCCUCCUCAUGGUCUCUAUUCAUCCGCAACCGCUAGACGAUUGUCCCUGCUUCGAAGACGCCAUCGCUUUCAUCGCCGUGGUCCUGGGUGUGGUGCUGGCCAGAUGGGCAAAUUGCAAGUGGGACCUUUUGGAUAGGAACGAUCAUCCUCUUGACUCGCAUUGGCCCGACGGUCCAGGUGUUGCAGAGAAAGCAAAGCAGAUGUGGUACGGAGCUAUCGGUAUCUCUGAGCCGCAGCCUUGGCUCGAUUCGUUGCAAACGAAGGGAGAUGCUUCUGGCCUCUUGACUUGGGCGCUUUGGGGCCUCAAAUCCGUCACAGCACUGGUCCUCGGUGGGUGGACACGCCUCAGAACGACUGUCACGCGUGGGUCUGGUGCUGACUCAACACUGAAACGUCCCUCAUUUUGCAAUGGACAGGCGUUGCUUUGAUCAUGGCGGUUAGAAUAGCGACAAAGACCAUUUGCCAGGUUAUCCUCCCUCCGACACUGAGAUUUGUGCAGGAUUCAUUCGGCGUGAUCAUCCCACGAAGGCAUUACUUUUCCGCCGCGACGUAUCUGAGGAGAAGCAGCAAGGACGAAUCCAACAGCAAGAAGCAGAUGUCGAGUGAAGGAGGAGAAUAUCCUGCACCCUUGCGGUAUCCGUCGCCCACUCCUGCGCAAGCAUCUUCUAGGAGACGGUCCGGCUCGCUCGAGCGCAACAAGAUUCGCUUCACGCUCGGUGAUGGCUCCACUCUGCCGGUUCCUAUCACGAGUCAUUUGGCAGAGUUGCCGGGCGAUAGUCUGGCCAAUCGUAUGGCUGGCGCGCUUUCAGCGGAAGAGAAGCAAAGGCAACAGGAUGAGCAGAACCGCGGGUUGUCGUUCGAACGACCCGAGAAUAGAACACAUGCUGACAAAGUACGGCAUUAUGACGCUGACGGUGAGUGUCUGACCAGCUGCGCAUCUUACUGCACAAGAUUUGGCUCGCUGAUGUACCCCUUGCUCAUGCCGCCUCGCAGUCCUCGCCAAGGUCAUCGUAUAUGCCAUGAUCGGCUUCGCUGCCUCCUGUCCCAUCCGCCUCGUACUUAUAUACUUGGGUCUGACGUCUCCAUAA